Fusarium mangiferae is the source of this 1011-nucleotide messenger RNA. RefSeq lists its product as uncharacterized. The record is from RefSeq and is a predicted model, not a curated record. The transcript is spliced from 2 exons. Bases 1 to 1011 code for a protein of 336 amino acids. NCBI's taxonomy places the organism in Eukaryota, Fungi, Ascomycota, Sordariomycetes, Hypocreales, Nectriaceae.
AUGGUGUCUAUUGCACUUCUCAUCUCUCUCACUCCUGCUCUCGUCUCUGUACGCCUCCUACACCAAUACCCAUUAGGGCAUUUUGUAGAAAAUAUUGCCGUCCGCCCGAAUGGCGAGCUACUGGUCACUCUGCCGUACAUCGCCGAAGUACAUAGCAUCAAUCUUCUGCACUCUGAUCACACUCCCAAAGUAGUCCACAAAUUCACAGGAAUCAGCAGCGUUUUUGGCAUCACUGAGUAUGAUCAUGAUAUAUAUGCUGUGAACGGCGGCAACUUCACGAUUGAAGAUGGUUCUGUUCUGGGGUCUCAUCGCGUCGAUUCCUUGGACCCGACCGGAUUUAAACCCAAGGCGACCAAGAUUGCAGACUUUCCGACUGCACAGUUCCUCAAUGGCAUGACAUUUCUGCCACGCUGGGGCCAAGGACCGCGCAAUGUGCUCGUCAAUGAUGUGCUUGGCGGUGUUGUUUAUCAUCUUGAUCCAAUCUCUGGGGAUUAUCAUAUCGCUCUCAACAAUACCUAUACGCAAGCCCACCAGCACCCAGUCUUAGGGUCUUUCGGCGUGAACGGCAUCAAGAUCGGAGACGGGAUGGUAUACCUUACCAACACUGGACUGGGUGUACUUGUGCGAUUCCCCAUUCACCCCAACGGAACAGAUGUUGAAGGCGGCCCAGUCGAGAUUCUGUCCCGUCAGGAUAAUUCGACAUGGUUCUACGACGACUUUGCACUUCGGGAUACCACAGCAUAUGUCACAACCGGCUCCGGGAAUUCCAUUGAGCGCGUUGUUGCGCCACUUGUCGGCGCGCGAGGUCCAAUUAGCACAGAUGUCGUGGCUGGAAGUCUCAACUCUACGGCUGUGGCGGGGCCGACUUCUGCUGCUUUCGGCCGCACUCACAAGGAUCAUCACAUCCUCUAUGUGACAACGAGUGGUGCUGCGAAUGUGCCAGUUGAUGGAACAGUCAAGGUUGGCGCGCAGGUUCUGGCCAUUGAUAUAAAAUCAUUCAUUUGGUUUUAA